Molecule: messenger RNA, 3460 nt
Organism: Pantherophis guttatus
Lineage: Eukaryota; Metazoa; Chordata; Lepidosauria; Squamata; Colubridae
Gene: RHOJ
Product: ras homolog family member J
Biological process (GO): small GTPase-mediated signal transduction
Molecular function (GO): GTPase activity; GTP binding
Source: RefSeq, a predicted model, not a curated record
UAAAGGGAUUGCAUGAAAUAAAAAGAACAAGAGACACACAGAGAGAGAGAGAGAGAGUUUGCUCCAUGAAUUUGUUCCAGUUUCCACUUUCUCUUUGGAAAUGCGAUGGAAAAAUGGAAUGGAUUUAGCACGAAUCCCUGAUUUUUCGGGCCAAACCAGAGCAGAGAAACAGACAUUCAGCUCCUCCGAUUGCUGCUAUUUUUAAGCCGUGCAAAAUACCACCGUCUCUCUAUGCAAGAUGAAGAUUUCCUGACUUGAACUACGAACGACACACGUGUCAGUUGUCUAUUUAUUCCUUCACAUGGUUCUCUUUCACACUUGAAAGAUCGAGUGUACAAACUGUAGUUAUGAUUUCAUAACCAUAUGUCUGCCAUGCAGCAACAACAAUAGCAAUAACAACAACAAUAACAACAAAAACUCAUUCAAGAAGAAGCCUGCUAUCAACGACUGAAAUUCUCGUUUGGGAUCUGUGCUCUUUCGGGGGUGCUUGCAAAAGCUGGAAGGAAAAACAAGAAAAGAAGGAACGAACAGCAUGAGUGGCAAAGAAGAAGAGCCCAGCUACUCGGAUAGCAGCGUGAAGAAGAUGCUUAAGUGUGUGGUGAUUGGUGACGGAGCUGUUGGGAAGACCUGCCUGCUGAUGAGUUACGCCAAUGAUGCCUUUCCAGAAGAAUAUGUACCAACAGUGUUUGACCACUAUGCAGUUACUGUGACAGUUGGAGGCAGGCAACAUUUGCUUGGACUUUAUGACACAGCAGGACAGGAGGACUACAAUCAACUGAGACCCCUCUCCUACCCCAACACAGAUGUGUUUUUGAUCUGUUUCUCUGUGGUAAACCCUGCUUCCUAUCACAAUGUCCAAGAAGAAUGGGUUCCAGAAUUGAAAGUCUGCAUGCCACAAGUGCCUUAUGUUCUGAUAGGAACACAGAUCGACCUUCGAGAUGACCCCAAAACUUUGGCUCGAUUAUUAUACAUGAAAGAGAAACCCCUGACUUAUGAACAUGGCAUCAAAUUGGCUAAAGAGAUUGGAGCCCAGUGCUACUUAGAGUGUUCGGCUUUGACCCAGAAAGGCCUGAAAGCUGUCUUUGAUGAAGCAAUCCUCACAAUCUUCAAUCCCAAGAGGAAGAAGAAACUUUGUGCCAAGUGUGGCAGCUGCUGUUCAGUUCUAUGAUGCCUGGAGUUCAAAGUGGACCAGUUGUUGCCAGUUAAUAAUCCAAUCCUGCACAGAGGGACGUGACCAGAAGAAAAAAAAACUACUUUAUAAAGUGAUUCCUCCUAAUCUGUGAUUCCUCUCAAAUGCAACUUUGUAGACUUUUCAUGCCUUGCUUUUUUUUUUUCCCUAAUGACUAUGCAUCUGUAAACACAAGUUCAUGUUUUGAUAACUUCUCUCUGCUUAGCCAGCAGAUACAAGAAAAAAAAAACUUUAGAAAUUCUUGAUAUAAUCAGAAUCCCUGAUGCACCUGGAAAGAAAAAAAAAUCUAAGGAUCCUAAUCCUACACUGAGCCAAGAAGAACAAGCUUUGUCAUUAGCAACCCACAGGAAGAAAUUAGUAAAUCCCAGCUUUUUUUUUUUUUCCUUUUUAUGACCCUGUAGUCCCUUAAUUCAGGAUAGAGUCAGGGUGGGUGGAUGCAGCUGAGCAUUUACUAUCUGGAUGCCCUUCCUGACACCUACGUGGAGUUUGCGGCACAGAUUUUUUUCGCAGCAGAUAGUAAAUCCCGGUAUGAAUAUGCAAUAAUGAUUAAACUUGAAACACACAAAAUGGCAUUUAGACAUUUUUUAAGAGUCGACCAUGUUGACUCAUAUAGAUCAAUCUUUCCAAACUGAAUGCACAGCAAUGCUUUUGAGAGAGAUGGCAUAGAAUACAAAGUCAUUAAUGUGCUAUUCUUGUCUUCCUUUUAUAAAUGAAGCAUGACCCAAAGAAAUACUCUCAGGUUGCAUUGUCAUGUUGCCAUUGGACGUAUGAGAAUUCUCCUCCUCUUAAAUGAAAUCUGAAGCUCUCACAUUGUGCAUUUUUCAAAAUCAUUUCAAAAUAGUAAUUGUCUGGAUUUGAGAAGUCAGAAAACGCCAGGGGAAAUGUACAUAUGUCCUGUCUGCAAAUCUAGACUUUUUUUCUUAGAAUUUAUUAUUAUUAUUAUUCAAGCAUAAUACAUAACUACAAUAAGAACUACAAACUGCCCUUUAAACAGUAUAAAUGAGGUUCCUCAACCUUCAGCUCCCAGAAUGGGUGAAGUUCAGCCAUCUAAAAGGUUGAGAAACACCAGUGUAGAUGGUCUCAGUUCAAAUCCAGUUCCUAAUUACUAAUUUUCUUGACAAUGACAAGAAAGCAAUUGGCCAUUGUUUUCUUCUAGGAUGCCUUUAAUUUUUUUUUUUAUAUAUAUAUCUUAGGAUAAUCCAUAGCAGGGGUGAAAUCUACUUACCUUCCCAACUGGUUGGGAAGUGUGUGUGCGGGCCCUCUGCAUGCGCAGAGGGUAAAAAACAAGUUACUUCCUGUUAAAACCAGGAAGUAAUGAUGACCAGGUGGGUGGGCGGAGCCUCGCACCGCCAUUGCUACCAGUUCUCUGAACCACUGGCCGCCAUCCUUACCGGUUCGGCCGAACCAGUCCAAACUGGGAGCAUUUCACCCCUGAUCCAUAGGUCUGGCAUUAUUUCUUGGUGUCUUCCAUCCAAGUACUAACUAAGCCUGUAACUGUUUAACUUCUGAGCCCAGACAGGUUAGGACAAGUGGGGUCACUUACUAAAGAUGCUAAUUUGCACAAUCAAGAUCAAAAGGCAGCUUGAGAAAGAAUACAAGAAGAUCCUGAGAAAAUCGGAUACAUGCAUCUGACACACAUGGAUGUAUGAUCAACAAACACACAAAUACAAACCACCAUUCUUACCUCUUUCCCUGACCUGGAAAAACUAGUUGAAAGUACCAAAAUGCUUUCUGAAUGAAGGAUUUUUAGAAGGAGCAGCAGUCCAUUAGAAGCAAUGUUUGCUUCAGUUUUGGGAUGAAGCAUAAGCAUAUACAAAAUGGCUUCAACUGCUCUCUUUUUCAGUAGCUUCACCUCUUUCUCCUAUAGCUUUUGCCAAUUCUGCCUCUCUUGAUUCAAUCCAGUUGGCAAUAAUCUAUGCAGAUGCAAAAUGAUUUCAAUCUGUGGCCUCCUCUGGUGGUAUUUGGAAUAGAUCCCCCUUGCAGAGAGAGGCCAGGUUUGGCUAGCUUCAUUAGUUUAGAUGCUAUGUGAUUGAAAGCAAUCACAACUUCUGUUCUUUCUAUCAGGCUUAACUAGCUAUAAACAUAUAACUUAGAAGCUACUUGUGAGUACGGAAAAAUGGUUGUCAUUCCAAUUGUCACCCAGCUAGAAAACCACAAGGAAGUACCUAUUAUAACCAAAAGGCUUUUAUUGUUGUAAAUGCUUUCUUUGCAAAUGUUUUCUACAAUUUAUAUCAUUGAUACAUGAUUCUUAAAAGAAACAUUUUUAAAAUA